Molecule: messenger RNA, 1179 nt
Organism: Alternaria postmessia
Lineage: Eukaryota; Fungi; Ascomycota; Dothideomycetes; Pleosporales; Pleosporaceae
Exons: 2
Coding region: 1-1179 (392 amino acids)
Biological process (GO): lipid metabolic process
Source: RefSeq, a predicted model, not a curated record
AUGGGCUCCUUACGCGGCCUCUUCCUGUAUUCUUUCGUGCUCCUCGCUUCCUGUGCUGUCACCAGUAGAGGCGGCCAUGCCACUCAACACCCCCUGCCCGAUGCGCAAGCCGCUCGUAACGGAACUCUAAUUUCCCAGAAGCUGUUCUGGGAACUCGAAGAACUCGCGCGCAUUGUCGAUAUAUCCUACUGUGUAGGCACCGCCGGUCUGGGCAUCCAGAAGCCCUUCAGGUGCGCCAGCCGCUGCGGAGACCGCGACUUUGAGACUUUCGAGUUGGUUACAGCAUGGAACACUGGCCCUUUUCUAUCUGACUCCUGCGGCUACAUCGCUCUGUCGCAUUCACCUACCAACCCGCGUCUGAUCCUUGCCUUUCGCGGCACCUAUUCGGUUGCCAAUACCAUCGCCGACCUCUCUACCAUACCGCAAGAAUACGUGCCAUACCCAGGCGACGAUGAUGAUGGUACCUCGGACUUCAUCGCCCCGAGUCUAGACGUAGACGACGAUGCGCCACCCGCCGAGCCGCCCAAAUGCGACAACUGUACUGUACAUACCGGCUUCUAUUCCUCGUGGCUCAACACCCGUAAGGUCGUCCUGCCACAUGUAUCCAAGGCUCUGGACAAGUAUCCCCAUUACAAGCUGGUCUUGGUGGGACACUCGUUGGGCGGUGCCAUUUCGACCCUCGCCGGGUUGGACUUCAAGGCUCGUGGAUGGGACCCCCAUGUGACAACCUUUGGCGAGCCUAGACUAGGCAACAAGGAGUUCAACAAGUACGUGGAUGAGCGCUUCGCCAUCACUUCGGAUCACGACAACAACAAACUUCACCGUGUCACCCAUGUCGGCGACCCUGUUCCUCUGCUACCACUGUCUGAAUGGGGCUUCAGUAUGCACAGUGAAGAGAUCUUUAUAUCCGAGUCAAGUCUACCUUUCUCAGUUGCCGACAUCCACUACUGCGACGGUGACGAAGACCCGCACUGCAUUGCUGGGAGCGACCAAGACAAGCCUGCCUGGGGUGUACCCACUCGCUUCAAGUUUUGGCAGCUCUUCUUCGCCCAUCGCGAUUACUUCUGGCGAUUGGGUUUGUGUUUGCCAGGUGGUGACCCACGAGACUGGUACGACAAGUAUCCUGGGCAUAGCACAAAUGACGGAGACGAUGAUGUGCCUGAAAUUAUUGAAUUGUAA